Molecule: messenger RNA, 1505 nt
Organism: Zea mays
Lineage: Eukaryota; Viridiplantae; Streptophyta; Magnoliopsida; Poales; Poaceae
Product: granule-bound starch synthase 1b, chloroplastic/amyloplastic
Exons: 9
Coding region: 1-975 (324 amino acids)
Source: RefSeq, a predicted model, not a curated record
AUGGGGAGGAAGAUGUGGAUGGUUCAUGAACUUGGUCAUCAUUCAUCCAGAACACAGCAGGUUGCGUUCUGCAUACAUAAUAUUGCCUAUCAAGGUAGAUUUGCCAGAGCAGACUUCGAUCUUCUUAAUCUACCUGACAGUUUCUUACCAUCAUUUGAUUUUAUUGAUGGACAUGUUAAGCCUGUUCUAGGGAGAAAGAUUAACUGGAUGAAGACAGGGAUCGUUGAGAGUGAUCUGGUUCUAACAGUUAGUCCACAUUAUGUUAAGGAACUCACUUAUGGCCCAGAUAAAGGUGUUGAGUUGGAUGGUGUCCUUCGCACAAAGCCUCUUGAAAUUGGAAUUGUAAAUGGCAUGGAUGUUUAUGAAUGGGAUCCUUCAACAGAUAAGUACACCAGCGUGAAAUAUGAUGCAACAACGGUAACUGAAGCAAAGGCUCUCAAUAAAGAGAGGUUGCAAGCUGAAGUUGGAUUGCCUGUGGACUCGAGCAUCCCUGUUAUAGUUUUUGUCGGGCGUCUUGAAGAACAGAAAGGGUCUGACAUACUCAUUGCAGCCAUUCCAGAGUUCGUGGGCGAGAAUGUUCAGAUAAUCGUUCUUGGCACGGGAAAGAAGAAAAUGGAGGAGGAAUUAAUGCAGCUGGAAGUGAAAUAUCCAAACAUUGCUAGAGGCAUAGCGAAAUUCAAUGUUCCAUUGGCACAUAUGAUGUUUGCUGGGUCUGACUUCAUUAUUGUCCCAAGUAGGUUUGAGCCAUGUGGUCUCAUUCAGUUGCAAGGGAUGAGAGUUUCUAGCUCGCUUUGUUACAGUUCAGAUUUGAGUGCGCGUAAGAUAAACAUUAGCAGCCAUCUUUUCUUAUCAUGUUACAUCUUGAUUCCUGUAAAACAAAAGAUUCCCAUCUGUUCAUCACCUGGAGGACUUGUUGACACGGUUGAGGAGGGGUGUCACCGGAUUCCACAUGGGUUCUUUCAAUGUCGAGUGUGAAACUGUAGACCUAGCUGACGUGACGGCAGUAGCGUCAACCAUCACACGGGCCUAGAACAGUACGGCACCCCGGCGUUCCAAGAAAUGGUUCAGAACUGCAUGGCGCAAAACCUAUCCUGGAAGGGGCCUGCGAAGAAGUGGGAGGAGGUGCUUCUGGGCCUUGGAGUCGAGGGGAGUCAAGCUGGCAUCGACGACGCAGAGGAGAUCGCUCCACUUGCCAAGGAAAACGUAGCUACUCCAUGACGCUUGGUGCCUCGGAAACACGCGUUGGUGAUAGGAAGCAUCUUCUAGGAUCCUCCUGGCCUUGUGGCUGGAGUGAGUUGUUCAGUCAGACACAGUUUCGCCUCUACAACAUCUUCCUCCUCCUGGUGGUGGUCCGAACUCCGAAGCAAAUUCCAGUGAUAAAGGAUGAACUAAGAGGUCCAUGUUUCUAUUGCUAGACCUUUUGCCUCCUAAAUAGACGAUGUACUGCGCUUGUAACAAGAACCUCACUUUCGUGUCAAGUAAUAUCAACAGGUUUCAUAAUGGUA